Messenger RNA from Dreissena polymorpha, 786 nucleotides. RefSeq lists its product as uncharacterized. The record is from RefSeq and is a predicted model, not a curated record. Lineage: Eukaryota; Metazoa; Mollusca; Bivalvia; Myida; Dreissenidae. The transcript has 4 exons. Bases 193 to 786 code for a protein of 197 amino acids.
AGUUGGAGUUCUUAGACUUGCGAUGUUUUAAACACGAUGUUUUUGAUUCAAAUAGUUAAGCUGUCGAUUUAUUUAUAACUUAAGAAACUCAACGUGCAUAGCCGGUGGUAUUAGUUCACAUGUGCACGUAGCAUAAUUUUAACGCUUUGUUGAACAGACAUGUUUUGUGAACGGAACGCUUGGAAUUGAAUAAUGGCAACUUCCAGGAAAUCGUUGAGUGAAGUAGGUGGGGAUACAAUGCGAACGGAACGCACAAUCAGCAAAGAAUUAGAAUCGGGGAGUACGUCUGUAGAUGACGAAGAAGAACACGUUCUAAACAACAUGAAAGAAAUCUUCAUUACCGACAACGAGGCAAAAGAAAGCUUAUUGAAAAUAUAUGGACAAGUUAUACAGAUGGUUAAUGAACUUCCCAAAGAAUUGUCAAGUUUGUUGUCAAGGCUAUACGGAGAUGUUUCAUCAAAGCUGAAAAUGAAUGCCACAUUAGUUUCAGAGAAAUGCAAACUUGUUGUUGCAGGCGAGUCAAACUCUGGAAUGAACAGUGUUAUAAACACAGUUCUGGGAUCCGAGACACUUCCUAAUCCACAUGUACUUUCGCCAGGAACUAUAUGUUGUGUGCAUACAGUGCCCUCUGACGCUGAGGGAUAUUUUGUUAUUCAAAUGACCAAUGGAUCGAGCGAGAGAUAUUCUUAUCCUAAAGUGCCGGGCGCGUUUCAAGGUCUAUUGUCUGACAAAAUGAAAGGGAACAUAUCCCAGCGCAUAGAAACGUAUUGCCACCUGCCAGUUUGA